Labrus mixtus (cuckoo wrasse) is the source of this 4511-nucleotide messenger RNA. Its product is annotated as diacylglycerol kinase delta-like. Gene Ontology annotation, biological process: intracellular signal transduction; lipid phosphorylation; diacylglycerol metabolic process. The transcript has 31 exons. The record is from RefSeq and is a predicted model, not a curated record. Lineage: Eukaryota; Metazoa; Chordata; Actinopteri; Labriformes; Labridae. Bases 271 to 3624 code for a protein of 1117 amino acids. Gene Ontology annotation, molecular function: protein homodimerization activity; protein heterodimerization activity; ATP-dependent diacylglycerol kinase activity.
GAGAGAGGGAGAGAGAGAAGAGAGAGAGGGAGAGAGGGAGAGAGAGAGAGAGUCAAAGGGGAGGAGGGGCAGCGUGUCGGAGCUCAGAUGAAGGUUUUUUUUCCUCCUGCUGAGGAGUAUCUGACGGCAUGAACACGACUUCCUGAGAGAGAGAGAGCGAGAGAGCGAGGGAGACAUCCUCCGCUCAGUUUCCACGGUGACGGCAUCCCCCUAUCCUCCUCCUCCAUCAUCUCUGUGUCCGGCUGCCUUCGGCUCGUCGCUGCUGUCAGGAUGGGAGAUAAAGGAACCAGAGUGUUUAAGAAGGCCAGUCCCAAUGGAAAGCUCACAGUCUACCUGGGGAAGAGAGACUUUGUGGACCAUGUGGACCUGGUGGAGCCUGUUGAUGGCGUUGUCCUGAUCGACCCGGAGUACCUGAAGGAGAGGAAAGUGUUCGUAACUCUGACCUGUGCGUUCCGUUAUGGGCGCGAGGAUUUGGACGUCCUGGGGUUGACGUUUCGUAAAGACCUGUUUGUGGCGAACAUUCAGGCGUUUCCACCGUUGCCCGAAGAGAAGAAGAGUCUGACACGCCUUCAAGAACGGCUCAUUAAGAAACUGGGAGAACACGCCCAUCCGUUCACCUUUGAGAUUCCUCUGAACCUGCCGUGCUCCGUCACCCUCCAGCCGGGCCCCGAGGACACCGGGAAGGCCUGUGGAGUGGACUUUGAAGUGAAAGCUUUCUGUGCAGAAAACGUUGAAGAGAAGAUCCACAAAAGGAACUCUGUGCGUCUGGUGAUCAGGAAGGUGCAGUACGCUCCGGAGAAAGCCGGUCCUCAGCCCACUGCAGAGACAACCAGACAGUUCCUGAUGUCGGACAAACCUCUGCACCUGGAGGCCUCUCUGGACAAAGAGAUCUAUUACCAUGGAGAGCCAAUCAGUGUGAACGUUCACGUCACCAACAACACAAACAAGACGGUGAAGAAGAUGAAGAUCUCAGGUAGCUCUCUCCCUCUCUCUCUCUCUCUGCCUGUCAGUCUGCGUUUGUUCCAGAAGUUUGAUACGUUCAGGAUCCUUGUUUGUGGAGGAGACGGCAGCGUUGGCUGGGUUCUGUCCGAGAUUGAUGCUCUCACACUACACAAACAGUGUCAGCUGGGAGUUCUUCCUCUGGGAACCGGGAACGACCUGGCCAGAGUCCUUGGCUGGGGAUCGGCCUGUGACGACGACACGCAGCUGCCCCAGAUCCUCGAGAAACUGGAGAGAGCCAGCACCAAGAUGUUAGACAGGUGGAGCAUUAUGGUCUAUGAGACCAAGUUUCCACGACAACACUCUUCCUCCACGGUCACUGAGGACUGUAGCGAAGAUUCAGAGGUCCAGCAGAUUCUGACCUAUGAAGACUCAGUUGCAGCUCACCUGUCAAAGAUUCUGACCUCAGACCAACACUCUGUCGUCAUCUCAUCGGCCAAGGUCCUGUGUGAGACGGUGAAGGAUUUGGUGGCUCGUGUUGGGAGAGCAUAUGAGAAGAACACGGAGAGUUCAGAGGAGUCAGACGCCAUGGCUAAGAAGUGUGGGGUUCUGAAGGAGAAGCUCGACUCGCUCUUAAAGACUCUGAACGAGGAGUCUCAGGCCUCCACCCUGCCCCCCCCAGCUCCUCCCCCGACCAUCGAAGAGGAGCAGGAGGAGGCCGAAGGAGUCGCACCACCUCCUCCUCUUCCUCCUCUUCCUCCUCUUCCUCCUCUUCCUCCUCUCCCCCCCUGCUCCUCUCGCUCGCCCUGCUCUGCAGCAGCAGCCAUCUUUAAACCCCGAGAGCAGCUGAUGCUGAGAGCCAACAGUCUGAAGAAAGCCAUCAGACAGAUCAUCGAGCACACGGAGAGAGCUGUGGAUGAGCAGAAUGCUCAGACUCAGCAGCAGCUCUUCUGUCUGAGUCGGGCGGAGGAAGACGAGGGUCUGGUGGAGGAGGAAGAGGAGGAGGAGGAGGUGGAGGAAGAUAAAAUGUCUCUACAGUCGUCCUACAGCAGCAAACACCGCAACACCCGCAGAGUCAGUAAGACGCCCUGUGAGAAGCUGAUCAGUAAAGGCAGCUCUGCAUCUCUUCCUGUCCAGACAGGAAGUAGGGAGAACAUCCCCAUACUGAAUUCAAAGAUCCUCUAUCCAGGUCUCAGAGGGAUCUCUGGCUCUCUGUCCAGCAGUUCUGUGAUCAGUCGAUUGUUGGUCAAUGCCGACCCUUUCAGCUGUGACCCUGACAACAUGGACUGCUACACUGAGAAAUGUGUCAUGAACAACUACUUCGGAAUCGGACUGGACGCUAAAAUCUCUCUAGACUUCAACAACAAGAGAGACGAACAUCCAGAGAAGUGCAGGAGUCGCACUAAGAACAUGAUGUGGUAUGGAGUCCUGGGUACCAAAGAGCUGCUGCACAGAACCUACAAAAACCUGGAGCAGAGGGUCCUGCUGGAGUGUGACGGGCGGCCGAUCCCUCUGCCCAGUCUUCAAGGCAUUGCCGUGCUCAACAUCCCCAGCUAUGCAGGAGGAACCAACUUCUGGGGGGGAACCAAAGAGGACGAUACAUUCACAGCUCCGUCUUUUGAUGAUAAGAUCCUGGAGGUGGUGGCGGUCUUUGGCAGCAUGCAGAUGGCUGUUUCUCGAGUCAUUAACCUGCAGCACCACCGCAUCGCUCAGUGUCGAACCGUAAAGAUCACCAUCCUGGGAGAUGAGGGCGUCCCAGUGCAGGUGGACGGGGAGGCGUGGGUCCAACCUCCAGGUUACAUCAAGAUCAUCCACAAGAACCGGACCCAGACCCUGACCCGGGACAGAGCUUUUGAGAGCACUCUGAAGUCAUGGGAGGACAAACAGAAGUGUGAGUUUCCCCGCCCCCCUCCACCGCAGGCUACACAGCCCCCCCACUCCUCCCAGCCAGAGAUCGUCUCUGAGGAAGAGGCGUCACUCAUCAGUGAGUUUGGUCAGGCAGCAGGUGCUCUCAUACACAGUAUUCGAGAGGUUGCUCAGUCUCACCACAGUCUGGAACAGGAACUGGCUCACGCUGUCAAUGCCAGCUCGAAGGCUAUGGACGUGGUCUACUCCAACUCCAACACUUCUGGGGAACUGGGCUGCAGUGUGGUCCUUCAGAUGGUUGUAAACGUCAAAGCCUUACUCAGUGAGACUGAACUGCUGCUGGCGGGAAAGAUGUCCAUGCAGCUAGACCCUCCUCAACAGGAGCAGUUGAAUGCAGCUCUGAGCUCUGUAGCUCAGCAGCUCCGUCGACUGGCCGAUGUUUCCUGGUUGUGUCCCAUCAUCGAUCCCUCAGACCAAGAGGGUCCUCUCACUGAUUUCUCAAAGAGAAGCCGGAGUGCAAAGUUCAGACUCGUCCCAAAAUUCAAGAAAGAAAAAAAUAACAAGAACAAAGAAACCUGCGCUACUCUCUCACUGCCAGUUCACCAGUGGGGGACAGAGGAGGUGGGGGCGUGGCUGGACUUCCUGUGUCUCACUGAGUAUAAGGACAUCUUUAUUGGACAUGAUGUCCGUGGAGCUGAGCUCAUCCACCUGGAGAGGAGGGACCUAAAGGACCUGGGCGUGACAAAGGUGGGUCACAUGAAGAGGAUCCUGCAGGGCAUCCGAGAUCUCAACAGGAACAGCAGCGCCAGUGAGGCCUGACCACUGCCAGGUGACUGCUCCUCUCUUACCUCAACCACGGCCUGUGACAUCACAGCAGAAUCUCACUGUGAUUGGUUGUUCUAUAAGACAUUCCCAGGAGUUUACCUUUAUUUUGCAAUAGGCAAUGACCAUAUUUGGUCAAGAGGGAGGAACAGCUCCUCCCACUUGACCAAAUAUGGUCAUUUGUGUAUCAGUUGGAUUAGGAUGAGACAAUCAAGACUCUUUGAUUGGACGAGGAUCCUGUCUGCCGCGUCACAGAACCAAUCAGACCCAUCAGUGCCUUUUCAACACAAACCAGCCAAUUAGCUUCAAGGACACGUGGGGACCCAAACCAAUCAGAUCGCCCCCCUGGUCCCGGACAUGAGGACAACGCUUUAAUCUGCCAAAGACCUGAACUCUGAAGGACACGGGGGGGAGCAUCCUACUGAAAGACGUACCAGUCUUUCUGAUGUCACUUCCUGAUUACACAUUUGAAGGGACCAACCAGACGAGCAGCUGCACUGAACCUGAUCCAAUAGAAGACACUAAGCCCGCCCAGCUCAGUAUCGUCCAAUCACAUCGCUCAGAGAGGUUCACAUUAGUUUACCCAAUCAGACGUCAGCUGAAGACAGUUUGAUGUUUUCAAGGUUGAGAGGGAAGGUUCUUCACACUCGUUCACGUCUUGAAUCAAUUGAUGUUUGUUUGUUUGUUUGUUUGUUUGUCUUUAAACAGUCUUUAAUCUUUGUUUGUGUCGUUUGUGAUCUUUAAUAAUAUCGUGACGUGUUCUUGCUCUAAAUGUUUAAAUGUGUCAAAGUCACUAAAAUAUCAAAUAAACAAACAAACAAACAAACUUGUUUCUUCUUUGUGUGUUUUGAGACGUUUUCAUUAAAAAGCUUGUUUUUCAACUC